Molecule: messenger RNA, 414 nt
Organism: Monosiga brevicollis MX1
Lineage: Eukaryota; Choanoflagellata; Craspedida; Salpingoecidae
Exons: 6
Coding region: 1-414 (137 amino acids)
Source: RefSeq, a predicted model, not a curated record
AUGGCUUUCGGCAAGAUGACGAUGGUGGCCUUGGCGGCCCUGGUGGCCCUGGUGUCGGCUGCCUCGUAUACUCACCACCAUCUCUAUGCUCCCAUGGACCCGGAAUGCAAUCCUUGCACGCCUCAGAUUGACAAUCACACAACCAUCGAGCCUGUGCCGGGACUUCGCGCGACUGUUGAGAUCAUCGCCGAUUACGGCAGCUGCUCCCCCGCUUUCAACUCGUACCAAUGGCGCGUGUCCUGGGGUGACGGCGUUGAGAGCAUCAAGAACAUCUCCUACCUCAGCCCGGAGCAAGCCCAAUACACUUACCAAGCGCCCGGUACCUACAAUGUCUCGGUGGCCUACUGCGCCUAUCCUCAGUACUGCUGCUUGAGCUGCACCUACCUUUCCAAGGUGCUGACCAUCUCCGGUUGA